Molecule: messenger RNA, 941 nt
Organism: Uranotaenia lowii
Lineage: Eukaryota; Metazoa; Arthropoda; Insecta; Diptera; Culicidae
Exons: 2
Coding region: 300-842 (180 amino acids)
Source: RefSeq, a predicted model, not a curated record
GACGAAACCUCCGAGGUUGUAUAAGAUACUUGAAAUGCGUUCUUCAGAACCUCCUGUAGGUGGGCCUUUUUACACUGACAAGUGUUUUAUAAAUGUUUUAAUGCAGUUUAUAUGACUUGACGUUGUUUUAUAACGCAGUUUCAUAGCGAGCUAGCAGGUUAGUAUAAAACCAAAAUUGUUACUUGGGAUAAACAAUACACCGAAUUGCUCCACAACAGCAACCUCAGCUCCAACAGAGUCAGAAUAUAUCUAGUAUAACAAAUGUAGAACAAACUCCAGGCAAUGGUGCAGGGGCGGAAAUGGGGACCGCUUUCCGGAAGCAACAGUUUAAGUAUCUAGCCGCCAUGAGUCCUACUACUCCUAGUUUCGAUGAUUUACCUAUAAUGCAUAGUCCAGUUUUAAGCAGUGACCAAUCGAAUUUGAUAAUGACACCUUCACCACAAAAGUUUUCGACUUUGGCCACCGGUUGUCUUCAGCCGCAACAACCUCCCGGUUCGCAAAUCCAACAACAGCUGAAUUCGAUACAGCAACAGCAAAUCAUAGCCGGAAGUGAACAGCAGAAAAUGGCUCUUCUGUGCAGUAACAAAAAGAUGCGUGGCCACCACAAUUUAGGUACAAUGGGCAACAUAAUUAGCAGGAAAAGCGAUACCACGGCAACAACGAUGCUGCUGCAGGACAAAAGUACAAACACCAAACCGAUUGUGUUUACUCAGACAUGCAACCAGUUGAUGACGCCGCGAACACCCAACACGACCGGCGGUGCCCUGCAGGCCCAGAAUGUAUUUACUUUAAAAUCUUGGCAGUUGAAAUCAGUGAUUUAUAUUAUUACAGACUUAAUUUGAACCAAAUUUGAUUCCAAGUCUUGGUCUUGGUAAAAAAAAUCGAUAACUGAAUAAAUUUCUGAUGGUGAUACACACUAGUUGAACAAAACUUCAAAGAAU